Acanthochromis polyacanthus (spiny chromis) is the source of this 1331-nucleotide messenger RNA. RefSeq names its product collagen alpha-1(XIII) chain-like. The coding region runs from base 133 to 1062 and encodes 309 amino acids. NCBI's taxonomy places the organism in Eukaryota, Metazoa, Chordata, Actinopteri, Pomacentridae. The transcript has 15 exons. The record is from RefSeq and is a predicted model, not a curated record.
UCGGCCUGCAAGCCCAGCAGAAAGAGAAGCAGAAAGAGCUGCAGCUGGACGAAGACCAGCAGAAGACCAGAAGCUGCAGGAGCCUCCAGCCGCCCUGAGUUUUUCUUAUUGCUGCUGCUGCAGAGAACAGAGAUGCUGACUCUGCUGCUUCUGGGAUUUACUUUCUUGCUCAGCGGCAUCCAGCCGGUCCGGUCCUCCGUCACGUCCAGAUUCCCGUCGACGGUCAGCUCCAGGUUUUCACCUCGGAGAUGUGAGGUCUUCAUCCCUCCUCCUCUUCCUCCUCCUCUGUUUCCUCCAAUCAAACGGAGAGCAGAGCUGAUGGUGGACAUCACAGAAGACAUCACAGGACCUAAAGGGGAGAAGGGCUGCAGAGGAACCAGAGGACUCAGGGGAGAACCUGGAGUGAAGGGACCAGAUGGAGAACCAGGAGAACCAGGAGUCAUGGGAACACCGGGCCAGAAGGGAGAAAAAGGCGACCGAGGCUGGAGGGGUCUGUACGGAGAUAUCGGGACUCCUGGCAUGAUUAAGGGCUUUAAAGGACGUAAAGGAUUCAGGGGCGAUAAAGGAGUGAAAGGAAAACGAGGCCUCAGUGGACAGAAGGGUGAACCAGGCGUCACUGCAGCACCAGGAGAGAAGGGCGACCCGGGUCAGCGGGGCGAUGCCGGCCAGAGAGGGGAAGCUGGAUCGAGAGGAGAACCUGGAGCAAGAGGAACCAUGGGGUUGAAGGGACCUCAUGGACCAACAGGACAGUCGGGUCAUCCUGGUCCAGCAGGACUACCAGGUCUGCCUGGAGACUCUGGACUCCCGGGACAAGUGUUCGUCCUUCCAGGUCUGCAGGGAGAAGCAGGAAGUCCAGGUCCAGCAGCCGAAUGCAGCUGUCCACAGGUUCAGACGUCCCAGAGACUGAAGGACCGAAUCCAGACGGUUUUUAUCGCAGACGGGGAGAAGGAGAUGAGGAAGCUUCGGUCGGAGAACGUGAUGGUUCUGAGAACAGACAGAAAAGCUCUUUACAUUUACACCGAAUCCCAGUGGAUCAACGUUCUGGAGGACCCCCGACACUGAUCCAGCUGAUCGAUGGACGUCACAUCAGACAGCAUCUUAUUCUAUUUACAGUCUGAUGAUUUAUGUGCAGCAUGUGCAGCAUUUCAUCCACUAAACAACUGUUUCUGGUUACACAGUUAAACCACCCUUAACUCUGUGUUCUUCCCUGUAAUUUGACUUGUUUUACUCCCUAAAUCUGUGAUAUUUCUUUAUUCUACUGCCCUGUAGAUGCUGCUGCAGUGAUCCAACAAAGAGAUCAAUAAAAGUCUGAUUCCUGCCUCUAACCUCCA